Oryzias melastigma (Indian medaka) is the source of this 3786-nucleotide messenger RNA. RefSeq names its product Rab interacting lysosomal protein (gene rilp). The transcript is spliced from 8 exons. The record is from RefSeq and is a predicted model, not a curated record. Gene Ontology annotation, molecular function: protein dimerization activity. Bases 301 to 1575 code for a protein of 424 amino acids. Lineage: Eukaryota; Metazoa; Chordata; Actinopteri; Beloniformes; Adrianichthyidae. Gene Ontology annotation, biological process: cilium assembly. Gene Ontology annotation, cellular component: cytoplasm; ciliary basal body.
GGAGCGGAUCAUUCGCCGUGACUCCGUCCUCCGGCUGCGCUGCAUCACUGAGCUUUCAGGCCGCAUUGGUCGGGAGCGGAGGAGGAUCUCUCCACAGAGAACGCUGCUCACUCCCGUUCAGUGCAACCUGACCGGCUAAAUGUUUGCACAGGAGAAGUUCAGACAUGUCAUGCGCGGUAGGUAGGUAGGAAGGUCACCAGCAGCGACUCUCGCUAGUCUUAUUUUCAUUUCCCGCUGCAGCAGUCAGAUAAGUCGCUCUCUAUAACACCCGGGGACGGAGGCGAACAGCGCGGCUCAGACAUGGAGUCGUACCCGGAGACCAGAGACACGAGCCCGAGCUGCUUCAGCAAGACCGUCGCUCUGCUGACAGUCAACGAUGUCUAUGAAAUCGCCAAAGUCAUCGGGACCGAGGUGGAGAUGCUGAUCGAUGGAUACGGCAAAGAGAGCGUCGAGGGUUUGGUGUCAAAAAUAGUGAAAGUGCUGGAGCUGCUGGAGAGCUUCGCUUCCAGGAACCACGCUCACAGUCAGCGGGAGGAAGAGCUGCUGAAGACCCUCCAGAGCAUUCAGAUCCAGCAGCAGAAGAAGAGGAAAGACGGCGACGAGAGCCUCGAUAAGAAAGAAAUACACGAGUUGCGGGAAAAGGAGCUGCAGUGGAGGAAGAGGUGUGAAGAACUGCAGGUCCAGGUGCAGCAGCUCCAGGAGGACAAGGAGGAUCUACAAAGCAGACUGAAGGGCAAUCAUGCACAGGAAGAUCGCGUUCAGCGGCAGGAGAGGGAGGUGAUGUUAAAACUCAAACAAGUGGUGGACAAGCAGAGAGACGAGCUGAGGGCCAAAGUCCAGGAGAACACUACCAUCUCGAAAGAGGUGGAAGCGCUUCAAGAACAGCUGGAGCGCUUCAUGAAAAUGAACGGAGAGCUGCGACACAAGCAAAACGUGCUGCAGGCGCAGCUGACGAGUUCAGUGGAGCGAAAGGCAGACAUGGAGGCUGACCUGAAGGAGAAACACAAAGUGAUAGAGAGACUCCAAGCACAGCUGAAUAACACAAACAGCAUCACACCUUCCAGUCCAAGUCAAACUCCACAAGCGUCAGACAGAAAUUCAAGGGGCGAUAACAAAGACUCGGAGCAGCCGUGUUUCACCAAGAAAGAGGUUCGGGACAUCAUUUUUGAGAGGAAUGAGUUGAAAACCAACCUCUUUUUGGUGCAAGAAGAGCUGAACUACUAUCAGAGGGAAAUACUGAACGAGGAGAGGUGUCCAGGCUUCCUUUUGGAGGCAGUUCGCUCCACCAUCAAAAAGAGGAGGAGGCUGAUCAAAGCCAAGAUGCUGGGCAUUCCUGUGAGCACGUGCAGCAGCAGCGAUGAGGAAGACAAGAGCUCCCUGUCUUCGCAGUCAGAAGUGGACGGUCCUGCAGAAAUGAGCGACAAACCAGCCGAAUCGCGCAUUAGGAACCUCUUUGGCUUCCUAACGCUGUCCGGCAGCAGCAGCAGAAGCCCCACCCACAUGAGCAACUCCGCCUCCAGCUGGGAGAUCAUCGGAGACUCAGAGGGCGGUGAGGAGCAGCAGCAAUCAUCGUGAAACCUCUGCGAGAACAUCUGAAGCUGAAGGAAGACGUGGAUGAAGCUGCACAGUAGGAGAGUGAAGGCAGGGAACAGGAAAUACCCGGAAACCCCUCAGCUGUUUCACUUUAAAAAACUCUUCCCAGUACCUCUUAGUUUCACUAAAAGAGAAGCGCUGUUCACGGUACGCUUUAUUCCAGUAUAAAGAGGGACACUUUAUAAGAUUCUUCCUUUAGUUUGUUUUAAAGUAUUAACAAUUUAUAUUUUUCUAUGAUAGAAAAAUGUUUGGUUUUGAGAAAUCAGCUUUUAUGGUAAUGCAAAAAAGGAAAUAUAUAUAUUUAUAAACAUCCUUAAAUCAUGUAUGCAAAAUCCAAAGAUGAAAACAGUUUUGUCAGUGUUUUAAAGUGAAACUUUUUGCAAUUAUUCGUACAAAUCAUAAAAUAUUAUUUUUUUUAAUGACUUUUUUGUCUUCUUGACGUAUGCAUCAAGUUUUUAGUGUUUUUCUUUCACAGCACUUCUUCUAAAAAGGAUAAAAGUCUUGAAAAUAUUUGACAAGAAUUUCUUGUAUUUAGAAAUAUCCAUAUGAAAAGUAUCGAGAGGCUCAAAACUUUAAAAUAUAUUUUGAUUGUAACUGGUUUGACCAAAGACGUUUAUUGUGAUGUACAAAAAAAGAAUAUUAAAGCUGUCCCCUUGUUUUUAAGAGGCAAAACUAAAACAGAAAUGAAGCAAAAAUAGUUUGUUUAAUGAAAUAUAUCUCUGAUCCAAAAUUUAAAUGAACAUUCAAACAUUUACUGUAUUAAAACUUAAAUGUUUUUUUCCUCAUAUGCUUAUUCAAAAUUUUGAUUAAGGUUUUAUCCUGAUUUAGUGUCUGUGAAAGAAGCUUUAUUAAUGUUUUAAUAAAGCUUAACAAAAUAAAUCUCAAAAUAUGGAAAAAAUGAAUGCUAUUGUUUAUAUAUUUAUUGGUACUGCUGUCAAUUAAAGAAAACUUAAGUUCAAUCAUCACUUUAAUCACCUGUUGAACUUCUGUAGAAGCGUUCCUAGACGUCUUUUAAUUAAAAUUAUGUCGUUUUUAGACAAAAUCUCAAACCCCGUCAUUUUCUAGGACAUGGUUUCUGCAGAGCGGCAGGAGUUUAUUAGAAAUUCUCCUGAAAAGACUGAAGGGAAAUGAAUGAAUGAGCAAACAGGAAGUAGUUCAACAAUCAAAAUAAAAGUCUUUUCCCAGAACUUUCUCAAAUAAACAAGAUAUCAAAGGAGAUUUGGGUGAAAUUAAUAAAGCAAAGAAAUGGGCUACAUAAAGAUUCACUACAAUUUAGGUAAACAAAUACCCAGAAACUCAGUUUUAAUCUUAAAUUACUGUAUACAUAUCCUUCAUCAUGAGAAAAAUUGUACUAGAAAAUGUUAAAAACACAUUUUUUUGGAGUGGGUCUUAAAAAGGGAUACAUUAUAUGCAAACUAUUUGUUAAAUUGAUGCACCCAUUAAAGAAGUAACAUCACUUUAACCCUCUCAGGGCAGGUGUUGGAGAUUAGCAAUAGCUAAAUGCUAAAAACCUAUUACUACCCCAUAUGAUCCCCAAAUAUCAUAUUUUUUUUUUAGUUAACAAAUACUCAAUUCGGCUCUAAAAGGGUUAAAAUUUUGGUUUAGCUUUUUUUUUUUUACUUUUUUUUUUUUUAGCACAAACAUUUCUCUUUUACGUAAAGGUUUUGUGAGGGAAAACUUCAAACAGGAUGUUCUAUCUGACACCCUUGUUCCACAAGAGGGCAGUUUUCUGUUUUCAUUUCAACUCAGGAUAUUUUGUUUCAAACACCCAGGUCAUUUUUGGAGAAGUAUAAAUCUGUGUGUCUGUUUUAUUUUAUUUUUUUUAAUGAUCACAAGCACUUCUAAAUAACACUUCCUGUAGCUGUGCAGGAUUUGCCUUAAAUCUGAAGUAUUUUUAAAAGCCAAAUCAUUCCUGAAUGGUGUUUUUAUGUGCCAAACUGGCUGUUAUUCUGCAACACCAGCUCAACUUGGUGAGAAGAAACCACUUUUCCUGACUCCUCACGGAAAUGUUAAAUCAUAGCACUUCUCCUGCAGGCCAGUAGUUUAAGUAAUUGUCAACCAAACUAACUUUAAACCAGGCGAUCUUCUUAAAUGUGUGUUUGCUGUGCAUUUUAUUCAUGUCUGUAAUGACACAUCUGAGAUUAAUGAAUGUCAUACAAACAGUUCUUCUGUUUUAAUAAACACUGAAAUAAA